This is a messenger RNA of Pectinophora gossypiella (pink bollworm), 1045 nucleotides long. RefSeq lists its product as uncharacterized. The transcript is spliced from 2 exons. The record is from RefSeq and is a predicted model, not a curated record. NCBI's taxonomy places the organism in Eukaryota, Metazoa, Arthropoda, Insecta, Lepidoptera, Gelechiidae. Bases 171 to 1034 code for a protein of 287 amino acids.
UAGGCAACCCUUCUGAAAAACCACCGACUCUAGCUGACUCAUCGACUAACACCGUACAUACUGCUAACGAACAUCCCAUCCUAGAAGUCCCAAUUACAGACGAACCCCUUAAUAAGUUUCACCGACAAAUCCGUUUCACUGUAGUUAGUGACGUUAAACGUAAACCGGUAAUGACUAAGCCAUUCGACACUCACACGAGUGUAGCUGUUCAAUUGUCCGAAUCAAAUCUAGAGAACGAUGUAGUUAACGCUAUAAAAGAAUAUGUCAACCCUAAAGUCAAAACCGCAAUCUUAAUAAAUCCACCCUUAGCCAUGUACUCUAUCAUCCCGAUCAUCCAGGACAAGUUCAAAAGUUCUUCUAUGAACCUUGUUUUAUCCAAGGUUGAACUGGAGAACGUCAAGGAAUAUCUUCGCCAACAAGAUAUAAUUCGCCAUUACCAUGACGAGGUAUCACUAUCCAGAGAAGCCAUGGAGAAGCUCGAUGACCAGCACUACGUCGUGUCCUUCCCACAACCCACGAAAGUACGCCUAACCUGCGGAAGAGAAGACAUCAACUCACUGCAGGGAAGUUAUCUCGCUACUAUCCCCGUCAACUGCUACCUGCGAACACCGGAGUUCACUAUUACCAAUGAUAACGAUGAGAUAAAAGGCCAGCCUCUGAAACUUAUGAAGAUACCAUAUGAUGAAGAAAAACGCCCUACCACUACAUCUCAUAUUAAUCUCCACUCUAUUAAUCUCAAGGGAUUGCAUGAGAUAGAAGAUAGGAUCAUGAUGGAGGCUCCUCUUCAACUGGAACGAGCGCAACCAAACGCCCUGUAUCACACCACCAUACCCUUCUACAUCGUGAUAUUAAGUGCAGGCGCACUCACCCUCUACAUCGUGUUACGUCGCUACCGGCUAUGGCAUCAUAAGACGAUUGAGGAUCCAGCAUCGCCAGCCCCUGGACGACAUAUUUAUGAAAAACCUGGAAAUAAGAAACAACUUCAAACCCUGGAGAACGUCCCCGCAACAUUUUCACUGAACGUGCUAAAAUAGUUGCUCAUCUU